AUGGCUGAACUGUUAUUUAUUUUAAGUUUUGUGCAAUUAUCCAAGCUAGUUCUUGUGAUCGAAGAUCACAACUGGAUAACUGUUGGUGCUUAUUUUCUGCUGACCAGACAAAUAAAUUUGGUUAAUUUCAUAGAUUCAUAUCUGUUAAUCACUUGUGUCAUGAUGAAAAUAACACAAGCAUCACUAAUCGUUAUAUGCUCAAUUCAUUUACUCUUUACUGAAAGCUUGCUGCGAACUGAACGACCAGAAGGUUAUCGCGUAGAACGGGUUGGAUUACAUGGAAGAAGAGUCAACUUUACAUGGUACAGGAAUGUAACAAUCCGGAGCUGGGUUCAGGCAGCUGACAAGUGCUCUUACUUAAAUAGCCUGCUUCCUAAAGUCAAUGAUAUGCGUUAUUUCUACAAAACAUUACAGUCGGAUGAUAUUAUUUCACCAAUAAGUAAAACGUCUGAGAGUAAAACUCACAGCGGUGUCGUCUUUUACCUUGGGGAUGUUCUAGAAGCCACAAUGGACUAUCCUAACAUCGAAAGUGGCGAGAGAAUGUGUCUGACAAUUGAGAAGGUUCCGGGAUCUCAGUUACAUCUAGCCGAAUCAUCUGCAGUGAAAAGUUGCUUAACUCAUGCUAACCUACUUGUAUGCAAAUCCGAAGUAGACAGUAGUAGCGUGACAAAUUACGAUGAUGAUUCGUACCCACAUAUGUGUAAUUUUGCGGAUGAUAAAUGGUUUGGUCCAUUGCCAAAAUGGAUUCUUGAUUUGAAGCAAAAAGCAGAAUUCAGACAAGAUCAUAUAUGCCUAAAGAAGCUUUUAUUCUGUAUUACAGCAGUAUGUUCUGGGCUAAUCGUCGUCCUUUUCAUUACAAGUACAAUAAUUUUGGCUGUUCGGUACAAAUGCCUAGUUUUAAAAAUGAAAAGAAAACAGACUGGAAUGGAUGGAACCAACGUCUGGGCACAAGGUUCAGAAAUAUCACAAUGUCCUUUAGGUGAAACAGAUGGAAGAUUAGAUAUUCUAGCUGACUCAGCGUUUCGUCGUGAUCCUAGUGGUUUCACAAGAGGAAGUUAUAAAGAAGCACUAGUUAAUAGCGGGUACCAAAGAAUUUCCAAUGGACGAAUUAAAGCCCUCCGUACAUCGGGUAAACCUCGAUCUGAUACAAUAACAUAUUAG
Schistosoma spindalis is the source of this 1161-nucleotide messenger RNA. The record is from the annotation of a GenBank genome assembly. NCBI's taxonomy places the organism in Eukaryota, Metazoa, Platyhelminthes, Trematoda, Strigeidida, Schistosomatidae.